AAUCCCAGCUGAAAAGGUAGGAGGGGCCCUCUGCUGAGAGAUCGACAGGCAGCCGUUGUAAUUUAGCACAGCGGGGAAAGUUCAUCGGAGCUGUUGCAGUCCACUUGAACGACAUGACAGCGUUCACAGCGCAGUGAAGCUCACACCUGAUCGAUCGAUCACAAGCUGGCAGUAGCGGGCACUGAGCGCCAUGCAGGGCCGGGCAGGAAAAGUCCCCAAACGGGAGAUGGUCAUAGAGUCACCACAGAAGUACAAGUGCUUGGCUGAGAUUGAAGCAGAGGUGGAAUCUGGUUCACAGGUGACAUCGGUCAAGCCCAAGGUCAUCGAGCCUCUGGAUUAUGAGAGUGUGAUCAUACAAAGCAAAAUGCAGAUAAUUAUCGAUGGUCUGCGGGACAUGCUGCAGUUCCCUUUGGAUGACUUUCAGACUAGCACUCUGAGGCGCCAGGGCCGGACUGCGUUCUCCACUGUGCCAGAAAAUGCAGAACGAGAAGCACGCUCGCUGUUUGUCCAAGAGUGCCUGAAAACAUAUCAAUCCGACUGGCAUGUGGUCGAUUACAAGUAUGAGGAAUAUUCUGGGGACUUCCGACAGCUUCCCAAUAAGGUGUUAAGGCCUGAGAAACUGGUCACCCACCUGUUUGAGGUGGAUGAAGAUGUGGAAAAAGACGAGGACACCGACUCGUUUGGAUCUCACAAGGGAGGAGUGUCGAAACACGGCUGGCUGUACAAGGGCAACGUCAACAGCGCAAUCAGUGUUACGAUGCGAUCCUUCAAAAGGAGAUACUUCCGUCUGGCUCAGCUUGGAGAUGGAUCAUACAAUCUCAAUUUCUACAAGGACGAAAACACCUCCAAGGAACCCAAGGGAACCAUCUUCCUUGAUUCGUGCAUGGGGGUUGUUCAGAACAAUAAAGUCAGGAGGUUUGGCUUUGAGCUGAAGAUGCAAGAAAAGAGCACCUUCUUGCUGGCUGCAGAGAGUGAACUGGAGAUGGAGGAAUGGGUCAGUACGCUCAAAAAAAUCCUCCAUAGCAACUUCGAGCAGGCCGGACAGGAGAAACAUCACAGGGACUUACAAGAUGAUGAGGAUGACGGAAAAGCCGAGCUCUCCUCUGAAACAUUUCAGGACAGUUUUCAGAGGGCGGAGUUUAAAACGAGAAGCGAAACCAGGCUGAAGUUGUUUUCACUGGACCCUGAUGUCCAGAAACUGGAUUUCACUCGCAAUGAGCAAAACGUGCGACCCUUUGAGGAGAAAUUUGGCAAGAGGCUCUUGGUCAGCUGUCACGACUUGCUGUUCAACCUGCAGUGCUGCAUCGCGGAGGAUGGAGAAGGCCCAACAACCAACGUGGAACCCUUCUAUGUGGUUCUGUCCCUCUUUGACGUUCAGAACAGCAGGAAAAUAUCAGCGGAUUUCCACGUGGACCUCAACCACCCUUCGGUCCGACAAAUGACAUCGGGCUCCGCUUGUGGCCACGACUUGCACGAGAACGAUCGCAAGGGCGAGGGUCCCUUUGGCACCCGAAGGCUGGCCAGCGGUUUUCCAGAAACAGCGCUGCAGUACCCCACCCGGGGGGUGUUUUCAGUCACCUGCCCCCAUCCUGAGAUCUUCCUGGUGGCGAGGAUUGAAAAGGUGCUCCAAGGGGGCAUUGCUCAUUGUACUGAACCCUACAUGAAGAGCUCAGACUCCACAAAGAUGGCUCAAAGGGUGCUGAAGAACGCAAAGAUGGCCUGCAGCAGAUUGGGCCGGUACCGGAUGCCGUUCGCCUGGUCUGCAAGGCCCGUGUUCAAAGAUGCAUCAGGAACUUUGGACAAAAAUGCUCACUUUCCAGCGCUUUACCGUCAGGACAGCGGCAAGUUGUCCGAUGAGGACAUGUUCAAACUUCUCACCGACUUUCGAAAACCAGAGAAAAUGGCGAAACUUCCUGUGCUGUUAGGGAAUCUGGAUGUAACUCUUGAUUGCGCGGCCCCGGACGUGACCAAUUGCCUCACAUCCUCCUACAUCCCUUUGAGGAACUUUGAAGUAAAUGGAUCAAGCACCGCCGCUCUGGAGGUGGAGGAAUUUGUACCCGCCAUUGCCAAGUGCUCCCAACCCUUCACCGUCUAUAAAAACCAUCUUUAUGUUUAUCCAAAGCACCUCAAAUAUGACGGUCAGAAAUCGUUUGCUAAGGCCAGAAAUAUUGCAGUUUGCAUUGAAUUCAAGGAUUCUGACAAAGGGGGCGCUCAACCACUAAGGUGCAUCUAUGGCCAUCCUGGAAGUUCCCUAUUCAUCAAGCAAGCUUACGCAGUUGUUUUGCACCACCACCAGAACCCCGAAUUCUACGAUGAGAUCAAGAUAGAACUGCCAACUCAACUGCACCAAAAGCACCACCUGCUUUUUACCUUCUAUCACAUUAGCUGCGACAACAACAAGAAGAAGAAAGAUGUGGUGGAGACCCCAGUGGGCUCAGCAUGGUGGCCUCUGCUAAGAGAUGGUCGGGUCAACAUGAGUGAGCAGCAGCUACCCGUGGCUGCUCAUUUGCCCGCGGGCUACCUCAGUUGCCAAGAUGCUGUCACGAAGCAAUCUAGCUCGGACAUCAAGUGGGUUGACGGAGGAAAGCCGCUGUUCAAAGUCUCAACGCAUCUCGUUUCCACAAUUUACACUCAGGAUCAACACUUACACAAUUUCUUUCACCAUUGCGAAAGCAUCCAAGCGUCAGAACAACCGUCAGAGGGCGGGCUGGUGAAAUUCUUGAAGAGUCUCCACGCUAUGGAAGGCCACGUCAUGGUGAACUUUCUUCCCACCAUCCUCAACCAGCUGUUUUGUGUCCUCACCGGGGCCUCGCAUGAAGAUGUCGCUGUCAAUGUGACAAGGGUAAUGGUGCACAUUGUAGCGCAAUGCCACGAAGAGGGCCUUGAGCAUUACCUGAGGUCUUAUGUCAAGUUUGUCUUCAAACCGGAGCCUUAUUCCGUCAACGGUGAAAGCAACAUUCACGAGGAGCUGACAAAAGCCAUGACAGCAAUUCUGAAGCCAUCCACUGAUUUCCUAACAAGCAACAAGCUGCUGAAGCAUUCUUGGUACUUCUUUGAAGCAUUGGUCAAAUCAAUGGCUCAUUAUCUCACAGAGAGUGGUCAAGUCAAGCUGUCAAGAAACCAACAUUUUUCCGUCUCCUUCUACCAUGCUGUUGAGAUCUUGAUCAACACGCUGAUGCCUCACAUCACCCAGAAAUACAAGGACAACCUGGAUGCGGCGCGCAAUGCUAAUCACAGCCUGGCGGUUUUCAUUAAGCGCUGCUUUACCUUCAUGGACCGUGGAUUUGUGUUCAAGCAGAUCAAUCAUUACAUGAAUUGCUUUAUACCUGGCGACUCCAAGACUUUGUAUGAGUUUAAAUUUGAGUUCCUGAGGAUCGUGUGCAACCACGAGCAUUACAUUCCUCUCAAUCUUCCCAUGCCGUUUGGAAAAGGACGCAUACACAGAUUCCAAGAGCUUCAACUGGACUAUUCACUGACUGAUGACUUCUGUCGAAACCACUUCUUGGUGGGUCUGCUACUGAGGGAGGUGGGCAGCGCCUUACGGGAGAUCCGAGAAAUUCAGCAGAUCGCCAUCCAGGUGCUGAAGCGACUGAUGAUCAAACACGCAUUUGAUGAUCGCUAUGCCGCCAAAAGCCACCAGGCCAGACUUGUCACUCUCUACCUCCCCUUGUUCGGCCUACUACAAGAAAACACCCACAGGGUUGAAAGCAAGGCAUUUGUUCUUCCAAACCAGCUCAACAAACCACGAGAGGACUCACUGGCGGUGAACUCUCUGGUGACCCCCCAAAAGCAGAGCAUGUACAUUGAUGGUGCUCUUCACAAAGAUUGUCUUGCAGCAACCUCCCCUCACAGUUCCACUCUCAACGUUGGUUCAGUUCGCCUUGCGGACUCCCGAGGCUCGCUGGUCUCCAUCGACUCUGAGGGCAGCCUGCUGGAAAAGAAUUGCGACAGAGCACAGGCCCUGGAGAAGGACCACUGUGCUUCAAAUCUGAGCAUCGCUGUGCUGCGUUGUGACAAAAUGGACCGAGAUGAGAGCAAAAACCUGCUCAUGUGCUUUCUGCAUAUCCUCAAAAGCAUGUCAGAAGAUGCCCUUUAUGCAUACUGGCGCAAAGCAUCGUCCUCGGAGCUAAGGGACUUUUUUACACUGCUGGAAGUCUGCCUUCAUCAGUUUCGAUACAUGGGCAAGCGAGUCAUUGUCAGGAGUCAUGAAGUGGCAAUGCCUCUGGGUCCAGAUCGAAAGUCCUUGACUCUGCCUGUGUCUCGUAACAGGGCGGGGAUCCUGCACGCCCGCUUACAACAGCUCGGGACAUUGGACAAUUCGCAUACGCUCAACAACAUUUACUGCCAUACAGAAGCGGAUGUGACCAGCCAAUGUUUGCUGGAGGCCAACGUGUCCACAGAGGUGUGUCUGACCGUGCUCGACACACUGAGCGUUUUCAUCACGGGAUUUAAGAGCCAGCUGAUCUCAGAUCUGGGCCACAACCCGCUGAUGAAGAAAGUAUUUGAGCUGCAUCUGUGCUUUCUGCAGAUCCCUCAGUCUGAGGCCGCUCUCAGGCAGGUCUUCAUCUCACUGAGGACUUUUAUCUUCAAGUUCCCCUGUACGUUCUUCGACGGCCGGGCCGACAUGUGCGCCUCCUUAUGCUACGAGAUCUUGAAGUGUUGCAACUCCAAGCUGAGCUCCCUCCGCAAUGCCGCCGCCCAUCUCCUUUACCUCCUCAUGAAGAGCAACUUCGACUACACCGGACGCAAAUCGUUUGUCAGAACCCAUCUGCAGGUGGUCAUCGCCGUCAGCCAACUGAUCGCCGAUGUGAUCGGCAUCGGGAGCACGCGUUUCCAGCAGUCUCUGUCGAUCAUUAACAACUGUGCAAACGGCGAUCAAAGCAUCAAGCACACUGUGUUCCCCUCAGAUGUGAAGGACCUGACCAAACGAAUCCGAACGGUGCUCAUGGCCACCGAGCAAAUGAAGGAGCACGAGAAUGACCCGGAGAUGUUGGUGGACCUCCAGUACAGUUUAGCCAAGUCGUACACCAGCACGCCAGAGCUCCGCAAGACCUGGUUGGACAGCAUGGCCCGGAUCCACAACAAAAAUGGCGACCUUUCAGAGGCAGCCAUUUGCUACGUGCACGUCGCGGCUCUGGUUGCUGAGUACUUGUGGAGGAAAGGAAUGUUCAGCCACGGCUGCUCGGCCUUUCGCGUCAUCACUCCGAACAUUGAUGAAGAGGCAGCCAUGAUGGAGGACGUCGGGAUGCAGGAUGUGCAUUUUAACGAGGAGGUACUGAUGGAGCUGUUGGAGGAGUGCGCCGAUGGUCUUUGGAAUGCAGAGCGCUAUGAGCUCAUCGCCGAUGUCUACAGGCUCAUCAUUCCCAUUCAUGAAAAACGUAGAGACUUUGAGAAACUGACGCACGUGUAUGAUACGCUCCACCGAGCCUACACGAAAGUUUUGGAGGUGAUGCAUACGGGCAAACGUCUGCUGGGCACAUACUUCAGAGUGGCCUUUUUUGGACAGGGCUUUUUCGAGGACGAGGAUGGCAAAGAAUACAUCUACAAGGAGCCCAAGUUCACCCCCCUGGCUGAGAUUUCGCAGAGGCUGUUGAAGCUCUACUCGUACAAGUUCGGUCAAGAGAAUGUCAAGAUCAUCCAGGAGUCAGGACGGGUGAACCCCAAGGACCUGGACUCCAAGUACGCCUACGUCCAAGUGACGCACGUCGUGCCAUACCUCGAUGACAAGGAGUCGGAGGAGAGGAAGACUGACUUUGAGCAAAGCCACAACAUCCGUCGUUUUGUGUUUGAGACGCCCUUUACGGUGUCGGGCAAGAAGCAGGGUGGCGUGGAGGAGCAGUGUAAACGACGGACCAUUCUCACCACCACCCACUGUUUCCCCUACGUGAAGAAGCGCAUCGCCGUCAUGUAUCAACAUCAGAGUGACCUCAGCCCCAUCGAGGUCGCCAUCGACGAGAUGAGCGCAAAAGUGGCCGAACUGCAACUGCUGUGCUCGGCCUCCGAGGUGGACAUGAUCCGGCUGCAGCUUAAACUGCAAGGCAGCGUCUGUGUUCAGGUCAACGCCGGUCCUCUCGCUUAUGCCAGAGCCUUCUUAGAUGACACCAGUGCCAAGAAAUACCCGGACAAUAAGGUCAAGCAACUCAAAGAGGUCUUCAGGCAUUUCGCCGAGGCCUGCGGCCAGGCACUCGCUGUAAACGAGCGCUUGAUUAAAGAGGAUCAGCAGGAGUAUCAUGAUGAAAUGAAGGCCAACUACCGCGAUCUGACUCGGGAGCUGUCAAACAUCAUGCACGAGCAGAUCAACCCCGUGAAUGAUGGCAUCAGCGGCUCUUUGUCGUCCGACUCAAUGGGCAUUUUCAAUGCCAUUAGUGGCACACCCAACAAUGCUCCCAUAUUCUAACAUGGAUCUUUUCACAUUCAACUCAAGUCGCUAAACAAGUGGCCGGCGCAUUCAGCCACCAUCCGCUCUUAUUUCUUCCCGUUGCACUCGCUUGCUGUGAUCAGUCGCUGCUUGUCUUGUUUCCCUUGGAGACAGCAGUGAAUGGGUAUUGACAUUGGCGUUUUUGAAACUUUCAUCUGUCCGCCAUAGAGUUUAGCCAUGUGUCAUUCAUUUUAGAUCAUCGUGUACAGUGCACAUUUCAGAAGCCUCUUGCGUAUAUAUCCGAGCUGUCUCCGUCUGGCACGGAACAGCCUGAAGCCUUUUUCCAGCCUCAAAGAAUUAUUACUCGGUGUUCGAUGAAUGCUGAGGAAAUGAUCACAAGCUACACAAAUACAGUGAGGCCUUGAGAUACGAAUGACUUACAUGUUUUUUUUCUUAAUCAAAGACGUCUUUCUGCUUUUUUUUUUUUUUUGCUUUGACUUGCAACCAACAAGUAGACCAAUUAUAAAACUAACCUCAAAGUCAUACAUUCUUUAUCCUCUGCGACUAAUAUGAUCUCGAUUUACUUCUUGACGGUCUCCCCUUAUGUCCGUAUGUCUGCAUUACACUGCCCCCAGGUGGGCAAGUAGUGCACAGCAAGCAGGCGCAAAACAAUUUAUUCUGGAUUGAAGGUACAAAUAUUAUAGCGUGCUAUUUUUCUGAUCAAAAAAGCAUAUCAUACUUGUGUUUUGUUUGUUUAUUUUAUUGAACACAUAAAACACAGCACAACAAUAAAUUGACAAAGUGUGAAAGCAAGCAAAAAUUAUAAAAAGGAAAAGAAAAAAAAACAGUCAACGUUUUAAGGUACAAUGUGGUCACGGAACAAAUUAAACUUGUAUCUCAAGCUGCCGCUAUAUCCCGUUUUGCGUAUUGAACUUUUUUUGAGUGUGGCAGCUUGUCAUGGGCAGGUUAGUUUCUAUCAAGCUGAUGAUGUCGUUUAUAAUAUGUGUCAGACAAACAAGAAAUAUUUGGCAUUUAUACAUAUCUUUAGUUUUAAUUCAUUCAUUCAUUCAUCUUCCGAACCGCUUGAUCCUCACAAGGGUCGCGGGGGGUGCUGGAGCCCAUCCCAGCCGUCUCCGGGCAGUAGGCAGGGGAAACCCUGA
This is a messenger RNA of Hippocampus zosterae (dwarf seahorse), 7518 nucleotides long. Its product is annotated as dedicator of cytokinesis protein 9-like. The coding region runs from base 191 to 6397 and encodes 2068 amino acids. Lineage: Eukaryota; Metazoa; Chordata; Actinopteri; Syngnathiformes; Syngnathidae. The transcript is spliced from 54 exons. Gene Ontology annotation, biological process: small GTPase-mediated signal transduction; positive regulation of GTPase activity. Gene Ontology annotation, molecular function: guanyl-nucleotide exchange factor activity. The record is from RefSeq and is a predicted model, not a curated record.